AUGCCUGAACAAAGUCUGCGACUCCUUGCCCUGGAUGGUGGAGGAAUCCGCGGGCUGUCAUCCCUCAUGAUAUUGGAACAGUUAAUGCAGACGGUCAAUCCUGAGUCACCGCCAAAGCCCUGUGACUAUUUCAAUAUGAUCGGGGGAACGGGUAUGGGCGGAAUCAUUGCGAUCAUGUUAGGACGACUCCAAAUGACCGUCGAGGAAUGCAUAAUCACAUAUAUCUCUUUGAUUGAUUCUAUCUUUCGAAAGAAACGGCGAUUAAAUCUCUUAGGCAAAGUCCAAGGCAGAUUUGACUCGGCAGCACUGGAGGCUGCUGUGCAGAAGAUAAUUAAGGACCAAGGAUAUUGUUCGCAUGAAUUGCUCCGGGAUACUCCUUAUACAAAUUGCAAAGGGAAAAAUACUGGCAAAGGUGUGCGAUUCACAAGUUACCGGUCGCCCCGCGGUGGCAGAGAUCUCCUUGACACCACCAAGAUAUGGGAGGCCUGCCGGGCAACGUCGGCAGCACCAUCCUGUUUCAGCCCUAUCACCAUCGGACUUUUUCGAGAAGAGUUCGUUGGAGGGGGAACUGGUUCGAACAACCCUAUUUGGGCGCUGUGGGAAGAAGCCCAAAGUAUAUGGGGACCUGAGCCAAUUCAAGAGCAGAUUGCAUGUUUAGUCUCUAUCGGGACAGGCAUGCCCUCGCUUCAGGGAUUUGGUAGCUCUCCCUUGCAACACGGCAGAACAUUGCUGGCGAUCGCGAUGGAAACAGAGGAUUCGGCGGAGCAGUUCCGGCGCGACAAGACAGAUCUCCAUCAGAGCGGUCGCUAUUUCAGGUUUAAUGUCAUGCAGGGACUUGGCGCUAUUGGCCUGACAGAGGUUCAAAGUGUCAAUACGAUCGCUCAAGCUACGCGGGUAUAUGUUGCAAGCCAAAAUGUGGUAGAGCAGAUGCAACGGUGUAGAGAUGGUCCAUCUGAAAUGCACAGAUUGCGGUCUCUGUCCAAGGUCUUUUACCACAUUCCGUUUUUGAAGAAUAAGCGGUUCACAGGUCGGAGCGAGGAACUGGCCGCGAUCGAGCAGAGCCUCUUUGUUGACAAUACCUGUGAUCAGCUCGCACUAGUUGGUCUUGGUGGUGUCGGGAAAACACAGGUUGUUUUGCAGUUCGCUCAUAUGUUGAAGGAGGCCUACCCGGAGUACUCAGUUGUCUGGCUGCCUGCGGUAAGUCUUCCAACUUAUGAGCAGGCCUGUGUGGAGAUUGCGGCGAAGCUGCAUCUUGGUCAAUCUAAAGGUGGGGAGGAUGCGAAACUUCUAUUGAAGCAAUAUCUCAGCGACGAAAGGGCUGGGAAAUGGCUUUUGAUUAUCGAUAAUGCCGAUGACCACGAUCUCAUCUUCGGCUGUCCCAGUCAACAGUCUCCUGGUAUUGUUAACUUCCUCCCGAAGAGCGAAAACGGCCUGACUCUCUUCACCACACGAUCUCAAGGAAAUGGAGUGCGGCUUGCGGACAGCAAUGUAAUUGAGUUAAAACAAAUGUUACCAGAAGAAGCCGUGGUCCUUUUUCGGCGAUUUCUACCUCGGGUACAGGAAGGCCUGUCGGAGUUGCUAAGCGAGUUGGCGUAUCUUCCUUUGGCGAUCGUCCAAGCAGCAGCGUAUAUUAUCACAAACAAAACAUCCGUGACACGAUAUCUUCAACUAUUGCGUCGCUCUGACCAGGAUGCAAUCAGCCUUCUCGGAAGGGGCUUUGAUACCAACGCACGAUAUGACAACGCCGAAAACUCCAUAGGACGCACAUGGUUCGUCUCAUUUUGUGAAAUUCAAAGGCAAAACCAACAUGCGGCCAGCAUUCUCAAGUUCAUGGCUUGUAUUGAGCCAAAAGCGAUACCUCGUUCGCUUCUGCCCCAUCUUGGUUGCGAGGAGGAGAUGGACUACGCGAUAAACAUCCUUCGGGCUUACGAUUUUGUCACCCAGCGCGAUGGAAUGACAUUUGAUUUACACCACCUUGUGCACUUGGCGAUCAGGAUGUGGCUCGGGGAAGAUGAGCUAGAACGAACAGAGCGAAGAGUCCUCGGUCAUCUGAAUCGGAUGUUUCCAUCUGAAACCUGGGACAAUAGAUUGGUUUGGAGGGAAUAUCUCCCUCACGUCUUCAAGCUCGCACAAGCGGAGUCAGUGCUAGAUGUGCGAACCAGAUACUUUUUGCUGAUUCGAGCUGCGAGGUGUCUCUACCUCGACGGCAGACUGCAGGAAGCCAUUAGCUGGUUGCGUGAAGCCUAUGAAAGCACAUCUCGCGCGAAAGGCUAUAUUUUCCGACUAGAUGGAGAAUCUGACCUAGGCGGUGCGCAUGGGCGCAUAUGUCUGAGAUUACCAAGUUGUCGAGCUGUUCAGCAUACCCAGCAUCAUCACAACACACCAGACGAUCCUACGGAGGGAAGAUGCCUUUUUCGACGGGCCGCAACUGCGCCAUUAGAGGAUAUCUUGUCUGUGAAUGUGAAACCUCACAAAGACCAUGACAAUCGUCAACGGGUAUUGCCAAAGCAAUCUAGGGAUGCUGAUGGACAGGCUGUCACAGCGGCGAAUGUGCUCGAGCAGAAUAUACCAUCGACAGUCGAAUUCCUUGCUAGGGAUAAACUCGCUUUCAUGGUCUUCGAAGCGAACUCCAUUAGCGGGGGCUAG
Molecule: messenger RNA, 2646 nt
Organism: Penicillium paradoxum
Lineage: Eukaryota; Fungi; Ascomycota; Eurotiomycetes; Eurotiales; Aspergillaceae
Exons: 4
Coding region: 1-2646 (881 amino acids)
Biological process (GO): arachidonate metabolic process
Cellular component (GO): membrane
Molecular function (GO): ADP binding
Source: RefSeq, a predicted model, not a curated record